AUGAAUUUUGAAUAAUCGGAUGUUUUCUAUCUUAAACUUAAAAUUAAAGAAUAGUAAAACUCUUUACAUUUCAAGGAUCAAGGUUAAGAUAUUACCUCAAUUAGAGUCAUUAAAUAAAAAAUUAUUGAUUAAUAAGAAAAGAAUUAAAAUAUUUAAAAUUUAGUACAAGCAAUAUCAAAGCUAUAUUAUGCUAUGUACUAAAUAAAAGAUAAACGAAAUCUAAUAAUGAUACAUACAGGCAACAUAGAUUUCGAAAAAUAAAAGCAAUUCCUUGACGCAAUUAAGACUCUAAUUGAUUAAAAAUAAGAUUUCAUUUAAUAGCUUUGUCAAAAUGAAUAAAAAAAAUAUAUGAAUGUAUUUUAAAAUUUUAUAUUCAAAGGCAAAUAAUUGGACUAAUAAUAUUCUAAGUUAAUAAAAUGAGUUUUUUGAUUUUUUUUAUUAAAUUUCAUAAGCAUCUCAUCAAAUAAAAAGACAAUUUUUUGAAUAGAACAAAAACCAUUUGAUGAUAUUGUAGCAGAAUCAAAACGAAAAUUUUAAUAAAUUUUUAUUUACUUUCUGCUUUAUUCAAAAUAUAAAAUUAGAAUAUGAAUAAGAUUAAGAAUAAAAAUAAGAAUAAAGCAUGUUUACAAGUUAAUCAUAAAAUAUAGAUAAGGAUUAAAAUAACGAAAAUAAGGAAUAAUAUGAUCAUAGAGAAAUGAGAAAUUUAUAUAUAAGUAUCUCAUCUGAUAUUAAAUAAUAAGAUAUAGACUUUUGGUCAAUUUAUAUGAAAGAUUAUAAAGAUAAAAAUCACCUUUUAAUAUUGCAUCCUUUAGAUUAGAGUAGCAACAAAAAAAUGAAUUUAAAAGAUUCUAAAUUAAAAAAUAAUACUAAAAAUGAAUUUAUUGCUCCAAUCAUUUAUUCAAAUAAAAUUGAAUAUUAUCAAAUGAAAAUGAUAUAUAAAUCUAUUCUUGAUUAGUAAAUUUAUAAUUUAAAUCCAGACUGCAUUUAUUUAGAAUAUUUAUUAUCUCAAGAGUUUAAAUUAGAUUUAAAAGCUCUUGAAUAUCUUAUAAGACAAUUAUAAAAAAGAGCAAAAUUAAUAAUUCAUUUUCGAAUUAGCUUAAAAGAAAAGUUUUCCGAAUAUGAGCUAUUUAACAAUUUAAAUGCAAUUGUUAUGGGACUUUAAGGAUUCAAAAACUAAGAGAAAACUUUUUUAAGGGAAAUAGAGUAUGAAAAUAUAGUUAAUUGGACAUUUUAAAUGAUUUCAAUUUAUGAAAAGUCAAAUAGAAAUAUCAACAUAUCACUUCAAAGCGAAAUGCAAUUAAUGUAAAUUUAAGUUUAAAAUUUAAAAAAAAUAUUUGGUUGUUUGUCAAAUUAGUAUAAAUUUUAAUGGAUAGAAAAUGAUAAUUUUUAAAGUUAAAUUUAUUAACAUUUAGUGUUUAGAGAUGCUAUUAUUUUAUAUGAUAAGAUAAAUGGUGAUAUAUUUUAUUAUAAUCGAAAACUCAGAAAUUCUGAUUCUUUUCAUCUAUAAAUUAAUUUGUAAAUAUUUAUCUAUUCUAAGCAAAAAGAUCUAUUUAAAGUAAGGGUUAAUUGAACCAAGUAUAAUAGUUUUAUAAAAUUAUUUACUUAUUAUAUAUGGAUACUUUAAAAAUAAUUAAUUUUCAAAUUAGAUCUUGGUUUUUGAUUUGUAAAAUUAAUGUUAAAAUUCUAUUACAAUGAAUCGUGAUGAAGAAUAUGCUUAAUUUAAACAUACUUACUAUGAAAAUUAAAGUUGUGAAGCCAUUGUAAAUAGAAUUAAAAAUAGAAGAGGACCGUAAAUUUGUAAUAAUAAUUUUUUUGAUGAGAAUAAUAAAAAUUAUAUGUCAUUUAUUCUAAUUGGAGGGGAAGGGAGAGAGUAAGAAAUAACUUUAAUAGUUUUAGAUCAAAUGUAAUAAUGAACAUAAUUGAAGUAGUGAUACUAGAUCUUAGAAAUCAAAAAUUUUGUUCAUUCAUCAUAAAUAAAUCAUAAUUAUGUAAAAGUUCCUCUUUAAAACCUUGGCCCUUUUAAAUGGUUCUUGAAGGUAAAUAAAAUUGUAUAUGUUUUUAUUUGGUUUUAAAUGGAAACUAGACAAACAAAUUGAAUUAUUUCUCUUUUCCAAAAAACCCUCAAUAUCUAAAAUAAGCAUAACUCUUAGUUUAACAAUAAAAUUCAUUCUAACUUUUUAUAUUACCUAUCACACUAAUGCAAGAAUUAAUAGUUUAAAUAGAUUAACUUUUCGAUGAUUGCAAAUGUUAGUAUUUCGAUGAAAUGCAAAGUGAGGAAAAUUGUUUUGUUUGGAAAAUUUUAAUUACAAGAUUCGUUCUUUUUCAUCAUUCAAUAAUUAAUCAUCCCAUUUUUGCAAGGUUUUAAAACCGAUUAAUAUUAUUAUAAAAUAAUAAAUUUUUAUAGAUAUGCUUUUAAAUCAAAAUAAAAUUAUUUUUGUAAGUUUAAGAUUAAAACUCUUAAAAUUACUCAGACUCUCGUGUAGAAAUAGAUUGCAAAAUAUUAGAGGUUUUAUAAUAAAAUAAUGAUUGA
Paramecium sonneborni is the source of this 2530-nucleotide messenger RNA. The record is from the annotation of a GenBank genome assembly. Lineage: Eukaryota; Ciliophora; Oligohymenophorea; Peniculida; Parameciidae.